GCCUCUCUUUUCGAUUUCAGAUGCGGAACAGCUACCUCCUGCUCGACGAGUAUAUGCGCUUCCUUAACUGUGUCGACGGCGGCAAGAAGCCCUCCAAGUCCAUUCUGGACGUCGGAGUGGACGACGCUAUCGGUGACGCCGGCUUCGACGAGGCCAUGUUCUUUAAGCGGGGUGGCGUCUUCAAGUGGUCGAAUGAGGACAAGAAGAAAAAGUUGGAUUGGUAGCCGAGACGUACAAGGGCUGAUUGGAUCUUAAGUUACUUAAUUAACAUGAUAUGAUAUAAACUAUUCCAUACGUCAUAAGAGUAACGGUACCCGCGAUUUUGUAAGCAAAAUUUGUCAGUCCUGACUGAAUGUAUGUACCAGAGCUCUCAAUAAACCAGUCGUUGCUAACAAGUCA
Messenger RNA from Frankliniella occidentalis (western flower thrips), 399 nucleotides. Its product is annotated as radical S-adenosyl methionine domain-containing protein 2-like. The record is from RefSeq and is a predicted model, not a curated record. The coding region runs from base 21 to 224 and encodes 67 amino acids. The transcript has 2 exons. Gene Ontology annotation, molecular function: 4 iron, 4 sulfur cluster binding. Lineage: Eukaryota; Metazoa; Arthropoda; Insecta; Thysanoptera; Thripidae.